Messenger RNA from Dentiscutata heterogama, 801 nucleotides. Lineage: Eukaryota; Fungi; Glomeromycota; Glomeromycetes; Diversisporales; Gigasporaceae. The record is from the annotation of a GenBank genome assembly.
AUGAAUAUCGGAACGUUCUUAAACGAGACCUCAGCAAUUGAAAAAAAUAUUGAGACCAUUCAUGGCAAUAUUAAAAGGAUUCAAAGUUUACAAUCUAAUAUUCUAGUAGCCACAUCGACGAACGAGGUAGAUGCUAUCAGUAAUGAACGUAACAGGCUUAUGAAUGACACCCGACAGAUGCUCAUUGAAAAUAAAGACCGCAUUAAGCAGAUUGAAUAUGAAAAUGCCAGACUUCCUAGGUCUGAUCCUAAUUAUGAUUUAAGAACACAAAGACAUGGAUUUCUCAGGGAGAAAUUAUCCAAUAUUCUUAAUGAAUAUCGUGGAGCUGAAGAUGAAUAUAUAAAACAACAAACCGAACGAACAGUUCGGCAAUAUAAGAUAGUUAAUCCGAGUGCCACUCAACAAGAAAUUGAUGAUUAUAUGUCAAGCCCAUCAGGACAACCGGUAUUUCAACAAGCACUUUUACGUUCUGGUGAAGCCAGAGCCGCGUUGGAUCAAGUAAAAAGACGACACAAUGACAUUAAACGUGUUGAGGAGACCAUCGCUGAGCUUGCCGACCUCUUUAAAGAAUUAUAUCUUCAGGUUGAAGCACAGGAUAAGACUAUCGUUGAUAUUGAGGAUAAUGCAACCGCAACCGCAACGAAAUUAGAAAAAGCGAAUGAAGAUUUGGAUAGAGCGCACGCAAGUGCAGCAGCGGCUCGAAAAAAGAAAUGGAUAUGUCUUGCAAUAACUUUAAUAAUUCUUGCUAUUAUUGCAGCUGUUGUCGUAUAUGAAGUUCUAAAUUUAAGAAAUAAAAACUAA